CGGCCACCCAAUGCCCAUUUCAAAGGCAGAACUACCCGCUCUGCAGGACGCUCAAUCAACCAACACGUGUGCAUGCACAGGACAAUUUCCCAACUCCCCCCGCUUGUCACUUCCCUGUAUACUUCUGGGUACGUGCUAUAAAUACUUCAAACAAACAACAUAGAACAACAUUAAUUGCAAGGCAACAUACUCCUGGAGGAAACAUUCUAGUUCUUAUUUUUAUCUAUCCGAGUGAAGAAAGAUGUCUACCGCAAAGCAACAUUUCAAGGCAGGGGAAUCCCAUGGCCAGGGCCAGGCCACAGCUGAGGAGUGGAUGCAAUCCACAAAGGAUGCAGCCAAUGCAACAAAAGACAAGACCGCUGAUGCAACUCAAUCAGCCACGGAAUCUGCUCAACAUGGGAAGGACCAAAGUGCUACCUUCAUCCAGCAGAAAGGAGAACAGAUGAAACACAUGGCUCAGGGAGCUGUAGACAGCAUGAAGACCACACUCGGAGUGGGUGACAAGUAAUGUUGAUAAUAGAAGAUCCGACAUCUACAUAUCAUAGUCCGUUGUUGUGAUAGUAUAUCGUUUAAGAUUCUGGGUGGCUUGUAAUAAAGCUUCUUCUUUUUUGUUUUUCUUUCGUUUUCCUUUUCGAUUCAUAUAUAGCCAUAGUGGGAGAUGUAAUAAAGGCUUAAUUAAAAUAUUAAUGCAAAUAAGAAGCUUUAAUUU
Molecule: messenger RNA, 709 nt
Organism: Juglans microcarpa x Juglans regia
Lineage: Eukaryota; Viridiplantae; Streptophyta; Magnoliopsida; Fagales; Juglandaceae
Product: late embryogenesis abundant protein 1-like
Exons: 3
Coding region: 242-508 (88 amino acids)
Source: RefSeq, a predicted model, not a curated record